AUGCAAACACAGGCCAUUUCUUUUCUGAUGCCCCUCACUGCGUUACAAACUAGUAUAGGGCUCCGCUUUGUUACAGCCAGAGGCUUUCCUGGGGAUCAAAGGCGCCUUCUGCUAAUUCAGCAUCUGCCUGGAAGUCAAUCUGGAGUAAUCUCAGCAAGCCGGGUCCAUUUCAAGGAUAUUCCAGAGUACAUCAAUCUGCCUUUAGCGUAUCAAGGGAUCAAGACAAAGAUUUAUUCCACUACUGAGUUUCCCUAUUCAAUCUAUGUGGCAAGGAGUCCUUAUGGAAACCCUCGGGUCACAGUAGAAAUGAGGUUCCAUUUUCAGGAUUGCUAUUGUGGGGAGCCGGCGCCAAAUUGGUUAGACAAUGAACAUUUGGAGACCGUUGAUGUACCCGCAGAUUGCUUGAGAAAGCGACAAAGAGACGAACUUACACUCAAAAUCCCCCACGACUGGAUCUGCGGAGCCGAAUCAAAUGUGUCAUGCACUACAGUAGAGAUAAUCUAUAACAAAGAAUCCAACAUCAUUCGCCAGUUUAUUCAGCGACAUUUAAUCACCCAACUCAAGACAAGUCUCAAAGAUCAGUUUGCGCAGAUUUUGUUAACAUUCGAUCAAUGGGACAAGCUUACCCUGGGUGAGUUACGAAGUUGCGAAGAGUCUGCUGUCCAGAUCAAGCAAUGCAUGUAUGGCACAAAAAAGCAGCGGUCAAGGUCCAAAGCCCAAUCUAAGUCCCAAUCUACAAACAUAUAA
Molecule: messenger RNA, 747 nt
Organism: Giardia duodenalis
Lineage: Eukaryota; Fornicata; Diplomonadida; Hexamitidae
Exons: 1
Coding region: 1-747 (248 amino acids)
Source: RefSeq, a predicted model, not a curated record